AUGAGUGUCACAUCCUUCAGUGUGGCACUCGACAUUUACACUGAGGAGUUCACUGGGAUACAAGCCUACCGCAACCUGAAGAGAGAAGGAGAUGUGAAUCAAGAGGUGCUUCUCCAAUCUUGGAGGGACAACCUCUCUAAGGCGAACAUCACCACUGGGUGGACGACGAAGCAUGCGAAGAUGACUCAACUCACCCCUUUGAUGGACAUCUGCCACACCCUCAUUGGGUACUCUCUGACGGGCAAGAAUGAAAGUGGAGGUUCGGUGUCCAUGAGAGACCUCUACAUCCUCCACCAGCUUCACGAGCAAGUCCCGAUCCACUUGGGAUGGGCGGUUGUCUGA
Messenger RNA from Linum trigynum, 342 nucleotides. NCBI's taxonomy places the organism in Eukaryota, Viridiplantae, Streptophyta, Magnoliopsida, Malpighiales, Linaceae. The record is from the annotation of a GenBank genome assembly.